Messenger RNA from Telopea speciosissima, 1414 nucleotides. RefSeq names its product ATPase GET3A-like. The transcript is spliced from 7 exons. Gene Ontology annotation, molecular function: ATP binding; ATP hydrolysis activity. Gene Ontology annotation, cellular component: GET complex. The record is from RefSeq and is a predicted model, not a curated record. Bases 1 to 1077 code for a protein of 358 amino acids. NCBI's taxonomy places the organism in Eukaryota, Viridiplantae, Streptophyta, Magnoliopsida, Proteales, Proteaceae. Gene Ontology annotation, biological process: post-translational protein targeting to endoplasmic reticulum membrane.
AUGGCGACGGAGCUGGACUUGCCAGAAGGAACGGUGCAGAACAUUUUGGACCAAGAGAGUCUCAAAUGGGUUUUUGUUGGAGGGAAAGGUGGUGUCGGGAAAACGACUUGCAGUUCAAUUCUCUCGAUCCUUCUCUCUAAGGUUCGAUCGUCUGUUUUGAUUAUCUCCACCGACCCGGCUCAUAAUCUGAGCGAUGCGUUUCAGCAGCGCUUCACCAAAACGCCCAAUUUGGUUAAUGGAUUCUCGAAUCUCUACGCCAUGGAGGUGGAUCCCAAUGUAGAGAAUGAGGAGUUGCACAAUGCGGAAGGAAUGGACAGUUUUGUUUCUGAGUUGGCAAAUGCAAUUCCUGGAAUCGACGAGGCCAUGAGCUUCGCUGAGAUGCUCAAAUUGGUGCAAACAAUGGAUUACUCUGUUAUCGUGUUUGAUACAGCUCCAACAGGUCAUACACUCCGGCUAUUGCAAUUCCCAUCAACAUUAGAGAAGGGGCUGGCAAAAAUGAUGACCUUGAAAAAUAAAUUUGGUGGUCUUUUGAGUCAGAUGACCCGCAUGUUCGGCAUUGAUGGUGAUUUCGGUGAGGAUGCAAUUCUGGGAAAGCUGGAGGGCAUGAAAGAUGUGAUCGAAAAAGUGAAUAGGCAAUUCAAGGAUCCAGACUUGACAACUUUCGUCUGUGUUUGCAUUCCGGAAUUCCUGUCUCUUUACGAGACGGAGAGGUUGGUGCAAGAACUCACGAAGUUUGAGAUUGACACACACAAUAUUAUCAUCAACCAAGUAAUCUUCGAUGAAGCUGUUGAAUCCAAGUUGCUGAAAGCACGAAUGCGGAUGCAACAGAAGUAUCUUGAUCAGUUCUACAUGUUGUAUGAUGACUUCCACAUAACCAAGUUGCCAUUGCUUCCGGAAGAGGUGUGUGGGGUUGAAGCACUGAAAUCAUUUUCACAACACUUUUUAACACCAUAUCAACCUUCCCUGGCUAGAGGAACUGUUGAAGGGCUCGAGCAAAGAGUAUCCAUACUUAAGGAACAGUUAAAAGAAGCCGAGUCAGAGCUAGAGAGACAGAGAAAAGGAAAGGAAAAGGUCUGAUCUAUCUUUCCAUUUGCCAGUGAUCCAGUUCUUUUAUAUCGCAGCCGCACAAACAGUGGCUUGCCCUCUUCCGUCUGGCUGCCACUGGAAGGUAUUGUUUUUCUCUGCUCCUCGGUGUGAAUGAUAGCAUGGACGUUGAAGAAUUUUGUUUGAACUCCGGAAGCAGAACAAUGAACAAUCUCCAAAUUAUUUUGUCAACAAGUGAAGAUUCAUUAUUAGUGUAAAUGUGUUGGUACUCCUAUGGAUCCUCCAAACUCUGCAUGGGUUUUAUUUGGCUACUUCAUUAGUGCAAACAUAGAAUCCUAUUAGCCUAUUAGGCUGUACCAUAGUUAGCAAA